This is a messenger RNA of Zea mays, 600 nucleotides long. Its product is annotated as DNA-(apurinic or apyrimidinic site) endonuclease, chloroplastic. The transcript has 3 exons. Bases 4 to 600 code for a protein of 198 amino acids. Gene Ontology annotation, cellular component: nucleus. Gene Ontology annotation, molecular function: phosphoric diester hydrolase activity; double-stranded DNA 3'-5' DNA exonuclease activity; DNA-(apurinic or apyrimidinic site) endonuclease activity. Gene Ontology annotation, biological process: base-excision repair. Lineage: Eukaryota; Viridiplantae; Streptophyta; Magnoliopsida; Poales; Poaceae. The record is from RefSeq and is a predicted model, not a curated record.
AACAUGAGCUCCACAUCUUCUCAGCGUGGUUACCCUGCCCAGAGGUGGUGUGCAGCGAACGUGAGCUCCACAUCUAUGCGUCACUCUGCAUGGAAGUUUGAGCCCUGGACUCACCUUACCCACAAACAGAGACGACCACAAUGGAUUGCUUAUAAUCCAAGGACAAUGAGGCCUCCACCACUUAGCACUGAUACCAUUUCUAUGAAGAUUCUAUCCUGGAACGUUAAUGGACUGCAAGCUAUUGUACAGUCAGGGUUUUCUGCAGAUGAAUUGGUUGCCAGAGAGAACUUUGACGUCUUAUGUCUUCAAGAGACACACUUGGAGGAGCGCAAUGUUGACCUUUUUAAAAAUCUGGUACAUGAAUAUGAUUACACCUAUUGGUCAUGCAGUGUUGCAAGGCUUGGUUAUUCAGGAACUGUUGUUAUAUCACGGGUACAACCAAUCUCAGUUCAAUAUGGGCUUGGCAUACCAGAGCAUGAUCAGGAAGGCAGGCUUAUUACCUUGGAGUUUGAUGAUUUUUACUUGGUCAAUGCUUAUGUCCCAAAUUCUGGUCGUGGUUUACGUAGACUGAUAAAAGCUAUUCUUCCUUCAUGUUGUUAG